CCCGUUUUUCAACUCGUCGUUCAGUACAGCACUGUUUCCGUUCAAUUGAACGUUCCAGAAUGUAAAAGCGUACCUACUGAACGCAGCCCUGCAGACAUUUGCAAGUGUUGUUGAGAGAAAGUGAGGGAUGUUGAAAUAUUUCUUUCGAUGGACAAACUGAAAAGGCAGACGAUAUAGUUCGAAUAGCUUGCGUCAUCGAAGUAUUGAGCUAGCAUCGGAGUUAUUACGUUGACACUCCGCAAAGGAAUAACGUUACAAAAAUGUCGUCGCCAAGUCCAGGCAAGAGGCGAAUGGAUACCGACGUGGUGAAACUCAUCGAGAGCAAGCAUGAGGUAACCAUCCUCAGCGGACUCAAUGAGUUUGUGGUCAAGUUCUACGGCCCACAAGGAACACCAUAUGAAGGAGGUGUAUGGAAGGUGCGAGUAGACCUACCAGACAAAUACCCCUUCAAGUCUCCAUCUAUAGGAUUCAUUAAUAAAAUCUUUCAUCCCAACAUUGAUGAAGCGUCAGGGACAGUGUGUCUAGAUGUCAUCAACCAGACGUGGACAGCCCUGUACGACCUGACCAACAUAUUUGAGUCAUUCCUGCCCCAGCUGCUGGCCUACCCCAACCCCAUCGACCCUCUCAACGGAGACGCUGCCGCCAUGUACCUUCACCGGCCAGAGGACUACAAACACAAGAUCAAAGAGUAUCUCCAAAAGUAUGCGACAGAGGAGGCUCUAAAGGAGCAGGAGGAGGGAGGUGACUCCUCAUCUGAGAGUUCCAUGUCUGACUUCUCUGAGGAUGAGGCUCAGGACAUGGAGUUGUAGUGAAGGGGAGACAACCCCCCUCCCCUCACCCACACAGACUAUCAUUUCCUAAAGAGCAGAAGCAAACUAUUAUAUUCAUAUUUAAACAAGGCAAUUGUUUUAUUACUAAACAAACACAUUUUUAUGGAUUAUAUGUAUGAGAAGCGGCAGUGUGAAAUGUCACUCUCCCCCUCGUCAAGGUAUUCUUUAUUACUUACUCAUAGCCCUCCACCACCACCACCACCACCACCACCCACAUUAUUACCCCCUCCUACCCAGAAAGGAGUGCAGCAUUCCCAGGAUCCUAGAUGCCCUCCUGCAGUCUGAGUCGUAUUCUGAUUAACCUUUGACCCAACCAUGAUGGAGCCGAUAUGGAGAGACCAGAGAGCAGUGCAUCAUGGGAAGACAAGACUGUUGUUGUCAUGAUGGAGACAGGGAUGGAAUGUUUACACUCAGUAACCCCGGCCACUCCCAGCCCCAGUUUAGAUUUUUAAUUCUCAGAAUUGUUCUGUAUUUGAUUUGGUGAGUGAAACACUGUUUCAACAGUUACAGCUUUUCCUCCCCUCCCCAUGCUCUAAGAGAAGCUCUCUGUCUCUAGUGCAUGGCCCACUCUCUCUGGAGUCAUUACCACAAUAAGGAAUCACACUUUGAGAUCCAAUUUCACCCAUUGACUUUCUCAAAUGUUCUGCCUUCCUUUGGAUGGGGUUUGAAACUGCCAUCAGGACCACCACAGAAUCACUCCUUCCCAAGGAUCAGUUAGUGGGUUUCAUCCAGACCCACCUAUCCAAUAUGGCUGCCGUUGACCCCUCUGUCAGGCCUCGCCCCAGAGGCCAGUAUGCAAACCUAUCAACCCACCACACCCUGGUUUUCAUAGAAACUGUUCUGUAAACAAGCCUUUCACCCUGUAGCCAGGAGCACCAGCUCACCAACCAAAGACAACCUACCACACCAUUUAACACCCGGGGGGGGGGGGGAGAGCGAGAGAGAGAGAACCAACCUCAUGUUGCCAGACCCAACUGACCUAGGUGGAAAUGAAACAAGACUACUAGAGCCAUAGUAGUUUCUCAUCUCCGUGACAACCCUAACACACACAACAUGACACACUGUUGUUGCUCUGGAGGAGAGAACCACAGAGACAAACUACUAUCAAACCAGGAGCUGUCUGUCACUAAACAAACUCACGCUGUUGUCCACCAGACACUCCUUUAGCCAUCCUCUUUCUCCUCCUCUCCGUUUUAGGAAAGUGUUUGUCAUUCUCUAAGCAUCCUUUUGUACCUUGUGGCAUGAUCCAGAAGUUAAGUUGUGUAGUGCUUUGUUGAGCUUAUUUGCUGUAGAAAUAGAGAAAAGACACGUCUUGUGUGAUGGAUGGGUUUCUAUCUAGAUGUCAGCGGUGUCCAGUCGUAUCCACACUGAGGGCCAGUGCGAGGCCUCGUUCCAUCCAAGCACUAACACACCUGUUUGGACUUCUCAGUCUUUAUGGAAGACUGAUUAGUUGAUUCAGGUGUGUUGGUUUGUACAGAAGCCUGGAGCCACACCAGUGGCCUUCUGUAGAUAAGACUGGACUGCCCUGAUCUAGUGGUUGGGUUGGAUUGGGUUGUUGUGUGGGACUGGGUUGGGAGGUGUUGAGGGGUACCUGGGGACUUGUUGGAUGUAGUGGGGUGGGGUGGAGAGGGAACUAUGCCUGUUGCUUGUGUUCAACUAUAAUAGGUAUUUGACUUGCGUAGUGCUAGUUAAUGUGCCGGAUGGUGAAUCCUAUUAUAUAAUCUAUGGGUUUAUUCCUUCUAUAGCAAGCUAGUUUCAAAGCUAAUCGUCCUGUAAAGGUGAAGCAUUUUGUUUUAAUUUGAUUUGAAUCUGAUCCUCCAAAGACAUGUUGCAUCUCUGUAUCCUUUCUUUUAUGCAAAUGGACCCCUCUGUCUGCAUUGUCAGUGUGCAAGUGAACUUAUCUAGCCUGGUUGUCUGGCUGUUUCUACCGUAGCCAACUCCUUUGUCAUUGUUGUGAUGUCAUGUUGGGCUAAAGCAGAAACACACUGUCUGGCACCCAGGCUAGAUGAGUACAGCUACAUACCCAGACUGGCAAGCAGUGUUUGGGGUUUUUCAACCUUUGUGAUCUAUAUCUCAGCAGCGCCACAUUGGGAGUGCUCCAGGAUUCUCCUCUCUGUUGUGAUCAUGGAGAGGUUGGUCAAGGCUCAUCAACCUACACAGGGUGUCCCAUUCAUGCCACAGUACCGUACAUGGGCCCAAUCAUAUCCCCAGAUUGGUGUGCUUAAUUCUAUAAUAUUAUAUAGGGCACAUUCUAUAUGAGUGUUUCAGAUAGAAAUGUAAUGGGCAUGAGUGUCAAUUUCACACAAUGGAGGAUAUUUUCUAUUCUGUACGUGACAGAACUACCUAUGAUUUUCUAAACAUUGUGCGUCAAUUCGAUAUGCUACUAGUGACGUGUAACUGAAAAAGGUCUAGGUCCUAAACUUUAGGAGCUGAGUGUAUAUUACUGCCAUAAUAAUGGGGACUCUUUGCUCAAAGCAGAUGUCAUAAUGCUUCAAAACACUGUCAUAAGACUGCCGUAAUACUGACAUAAAGCCUGUUACGGGGGUGUACUGGCUACUUGUCACAUUAGAGGAGAUGUCAUCUGUAUUUUUCUUUUUUCUUUUUACUCAUCGCUUUCAUUUGGGACAUCUUAGUCGUACACAUUAGAAUUGAAUCACAAUUUAUUUAAUCCCUUUGUUUUCAUUUUCACAAAAUGCAACAACUGUAAAAUAUACAGUGGGGGAAAAAAGUAUUUAGUCAGCCACCAAUUGUGCAAGUUCUCCCACUUAAAAA
Molecule: messenger RNA, 3602 nt
Organism: Coregonus clupeaformis (lake whitefish)
Lineage: Eukaryota; Metazoa; Chordata; Actinopteri; Salmoniformes; Salmonidae
Product: ubiquitin-conjugating enzyme E2 H-like
Exons: 7
Coding region: 261-809 (182 amino acids)
Biological process (GO): protein polyubiquitination; ubiquitin-dependent protein catabolic process
Cellular component (GO): nucleus
Molecular function (GO): ubiquitin conjugating enzyme activity
Source: RefSeq, a predicted model, not a curated record